AUGUUCGACCCUCUGAAUUCAACCAGCGCCGUCUUUGCAAACGAUGGCGACACUACCCCGCCAUGGCCCACAACACCACACGAGCCAAAUUCUCCCAUUCCCAAUCUGCGCCGUGCCUCUUCCCCUCUUCCCUCUACCCCCCAAACUCAAAAGUUUGAGUCAGAAGGCCUCUAUGGCAAGGAACCAAAGAUAUACGGUCAACCUGAACCAGGUCUCGUAUCGCCUCGCACUACAGUAGGGUCAAACGGGAAGAAAUUCGAGAAGACGGGCCCGUAUCUCAGGGUAAGAAUCACGGGGCUAGACAGGAAUCGCAGGGACAUUCUCUUCAAGUUUGAUGCUCAGACAAACCUAACAAACUUUACGGGAACGACGUAUCGCAAUGUAUCACGAUCGUACAUCGAAUUCCAGCAAUUCUACGAAUCGCUCAUCGUCAGCUGUCCCCAUACUCUCAUCCCUGCGUUGCCGUUGGCACAGACAUCAGCGCCAACAGACGAAGAAGAUGAUCGUUUGGUUAGAAUUAUGCUGCAGAGAUGGCUCACUAGAAUAUGCGAGGAUCCUAUACUCAUCCAUGACGAGGAUUUGCGCUCUUUUAUUGAAAGUGACUUUGGGUACCAGCCAACCCCGCGUCCUCGGCGCAAGGGUACGUCAGGAUUUGGACUCAUGCGACGAGGUGUGCCAGACGAAGACGAAGAGCUGCAGCGCGCGCGUUUCGAGCUUACGAAGCUUGAGACACAAUUUUUCGACGCUGCAAAGGCUAUCGAUAAGUUGUCGGUAGCGAGAAAAUCACUGGCAGUUUCCCAUUCGGAAAUGGGAAACAAACUUGUCAAUGUUGCUACUACAGAGGCGCACCCACCACUUGGUAAUGCAUUGAGAAAGCUAGGGCGAGCGUGGCACAGUCUCGCGGACCUUGAUCAAGCACAGGCUAUCAGUGAAUGCGUCGUCGUUGGGGACACACUUGGAUAUCAAGGGAUGAAUGCUAGAUCUGCCAAGGAGACGUUGAUGCAGCGUACAGGUGUUCUUGAGGAGUACCAAGCUGCCGUCAAAUCUACUGUCUCUAAACGGAGAAACAUUGAACGUUUAAAGGCAAGUUCUAACAUCAGGCCUGAAAGAGUUGAUGAAGCCCUUGAGGACAUGGAAGAGGCGAAUAAAUACGAGCAAGUUCUCGCCAGACGUGCUGAGAAUAUAUCGCAAAACCUGCAUCGUGCUCUUCAGACGCAUAACAAAUCUGUUAAUGAUGAUGUUACUGCUGCCUUGAUCGAACAUGCACGUUCAUCUAUCAUGUAUGAAAAGCAGCUUCUUCGGGAACUGGAAGCUCUUAAAUCAGAUGUGAAUAACGCCGAUAAAAAGUUGCCUCCUCCCAAAGCUAAUGGUAUACCUAAACCUUCCGUCAUUUUGCCUCUGGAGGACGACCCUAGGCCUCCAGCUCCGAAAACAAGCAUACCUCCUUCGCCUGUUACUAGACAUGUACCCAGCGCUCUUACCUCUGCACCACCAACGGCCAGUACGUUUUCUAAACAACAUGCUCCUUUGCCACCACAAUCUCCUGGUGCUGGAUCUUCUACCUUUGCUGGGUCUCCGCAAAUGACUUUCGCGGUACCCAAAGAAACAGAACCACCCCUGGGAGGUCGUUUCGUAGAUGGCACCAAGUCGAUGUUUAUCACACCCACCCACUCUACCGGCCCUCCACCAACUUCAACCUUAUCUGUCCCGCCAUUAUUGCCCCAAGGGCCUUUGGGAGGUGUUAUCCAAGGAUCAUCGUCCGUUCACCCACUGGGUCGAUCGGUUUCGUCCUCCGCCGAGCCUCCCUUGCGGCCAGCUUCAAUUGAGGCACUUGAUCCCCUUGGACAUACACGUCCGGCCUUCAUGUCGCAGUCCGUUCGCGUGCAGCCGACGCGACCACGAUUGGACGCACGGGAAGCUGCUAGCAAGCUUGCGAACAUGUUCUAAUUAGUUAACUUUUGGGCAACGCCUUAGUUUAGGUUAGUCUGUUGGCAUCUUGGUUAGUAUUUAUGGAUCAAUGAUGCUGCGAGUACGUCUUUGAAGCUUAUAUGCAUGCUUUAUUGGUAGACCUGGAGGAUUGUUUUAACGUUGUUUUGUUAGUGCGAGUCGAGUGGCUUGGGAAUGAAGGCCUCAAUGGAUAUUUUUUGAUAUACUGUUUUGCACUCUUUUUGUUGAAUAAAACUUACCAGAUAUAUCCC
Molecule: messenger RNA, 2198 nt
Organism: Serpula lacrymans var. lacrymans S7.9
Lineage: Eukaryota; Fungi; Basidiomycota; Agaricomycetes; Boletales; Serpulaceae
Exons: 4
Coding region: 1-1947 (648 amino acids)
Biological process (GO): retrograde transport, endosome to Golgi; intracellular protein transport
Cellular component (GO): endosome; retromer, tubulation complex
Molecular function (GO): phosphatidylinositol-3-phosphate binding
Source: RefSeq, a predicted model, not a curated record